This is a messenger RNA of Malania oleifera, 795 nucleotides long. RefSeq lists its product as uncharacterized. NCBI's taxonomy places the organism in Eukaryota, Viridiplantae, Streptophyta, Magnoliopsida, Santalales, Ximeniaceae. The record is from RefSeq and is a predicted model, not a curated record. The transcript is spliced from 3 exons. Bases 131 to 577 code for a protein of 148 amino acids.
GGGAAAUAUAAUUUUAAAAUUCCAGUCCGGGACAACCGGACAAGCAGCAUGCCUCAAUUUCUCUUUUUCUCCCACGCGCUGCUCGUUUCUUCUCGUCCGAGUGUCCCGUCGGCCAGUUCACGGUUCCACGAUGGCGCGAUCACUGUCUGUGUCUCGAACCCUAACCCGACUCUCCCACUGCUCUAUCCUCACCUCCAACUCCCCACCCCCUCCCUCCUCCCUUCUCUUCAACCUCCGCCGUUGCUCUGAUCACGCCAAUGCCGACUCUUUCGUAGCGCUGCGGCAGCUGGAGGACGCCGUUCACCGGGUCGUCGCAAGGAGAUCCGCCCCCGAUUGGCUUCCCUUUGUCCCCGGCGCUUCCUACUGGGUGCCUCCUCCCCCGACGCCAUCCUCCCAAGCCCUCGCCGAUCUCAUCUCAAAAUUGGAUAACACCUUGACUAAAGAGAGGGCCAAGUCUCUCACCACUGUCAGAGGUUGGCCUUCUUCGUCUUAUUUCGACGAAGGUGCAUCUCCUCAUCCAGUGGAGCUAGAACUAGCCUCCAAUAACAAAUCCCACUCUGAAGAUGAGGAAGGAUAAAGCCUGCCUCUGAUAAAACCAGCAUCUGGGGCUCAUCAAUGUUUGUAAAUUUUAUGUAGAGAAAGUGGGAGUAGAUUUCUUCAUACUGAGGUAAUGGCUUUUAACGUGAGAGGAGCUGUACAGAUGCAGAAGUCUGCCGAGUGUUUGUAUCUUCAAGUUAUUAAAUAGAUCUUUGUGUGCUAAGCAAUAAAUAAAUAAAUAGAUCUUUGUGCCAAAAA